Molecule: messenger RNA, 2186 nt
Organism: Empidonax traillii (willow flycatcher)
Lineage: Eukaryota; Metazoa; Chordata; Aves; Passeriformes; Tyrannidae
Gene: KPNA7
Product: karyopherin subunit alpha 7
Exons: 10
Coding region: 487-2043 (518 amino acids)
Biological process (GO): NLS-bearing protein import into nucleus
Cellular component (GO): nucleus; cytoplasm
Molecular function (GO): nuclear import signal receptor activity; protein binding
Source: RefSeq, a predicted model, not a curated record
AAGUUGGGUUGUGUGUCCUUAAGUCAGCCCUUGAGCUGAUCCUUUUGGAGGCAAGAGGCCCUGCUAGGCUUGGGCUGUGUGUCAAAGUAAAACUAAAAGGCCCAGGAUCAGAGCCAGAGGAAGGUGGUGUUUCUGUAACCAUGGGAAGCCUGUGCCUGGCUUCCUCAUGGGAUUACAGCAGCAGCUGUAAUUUCUGUAGCCUGAUAUUAAGUGGUAGUUUGUGCUUGUGUUUAGUUCAGUGGCUCAGCUGCAGUGUGUGAGGAUCCUACCGAGCCCUGCUUGGGGCAGGAGACCUGCAGCAUCUCCCUGGGUGGGAGUGUGGGGUGGAAAUGUGUGGCACAGGCUGCUGGUGGGAGUGGGGAGGUCCCAGCCCCCUCUGUGGAUGGCAGUGGAUGCUGCUGGGCAGUUGUGGCCUGACCCUGCUCUGUCCUGAAGCCCAAGAGCACGUGCAGACGUUCAGCUGGCACCUCUCUCAACCCUGCUGAGAUGGAGGUCGGGAAGAAGGAGCAGCGCAUGAGGAAGUUCAAGAACAAGGGCAAGGACGCAGCUGCCCUGCGGAUGCAGAGGGUGGAGGUGAGCAUUGAGCUCAGGAAGGCCAAGAAGGAUGAGCAGAUCCUGAAGCGCAGAAAUGUGUCCCUUCAUGUAGGGAGUCCCGGCUCCCCGUCUGACUCUGAAUCAUUGCCUGUGACACAGAUUAUUCAGCUGUCCUUGGAGGAGAUCGUGGAAGGCGUGAAUGCCAACAACCCCAAGCUGCAGCUGCUGGCCACACAGGCCACGAGGAGAAUGCUGUCCAGGCAGAAGGACCCCCCCAUCAACCAGAUCAUCCAGCUGGGGAUCAUCCCCAGGAUGGUGGAAUUCCUGGGCCGUGCUGACGAUGCUGCCCUGCAGUUUGAGGCGGCCUGGGCACUGACCAACAUCGCCUCUGGCACCUCAGAGCACGCCAGGGCCGUGGUGGAGGGAGGUGCCAUCCCAGCCCUCAUCUCCCUGCUGUCCUCCCCCCACAUGCACAUCAGUGAGCAGUCAGUGUGGGCCCUGGGCAACCUUGCAGGGGAUGGUCCUCUCUACAGAGAUGCUCUUAUCAGCCAUGAUGUGAUUCCUCCCUUGCUGGCUCUGGUGUCUCCUGCAACUCCAAUUGGCUUCCUGAGGAACAUCACCUGGACACUGUCCAACCUCUGCAGGAACAAGAACCCCUACCCUCCCCUGGACGCCGUGCACAAGAUCCUGCCUGUCCUCAUCUGCCUGGUGCAGCACGAGGACAGGGAGAUCAUCACCGACUCCUGCUGGGCCCUCUCCUACCUGACCGACAGCUGCAACGAGCGCAUCCAAAUCGUGGUGGACACCGGGGUUCUCCCCAGGCUGGUGGAACUCAUGGCCUGCAUGAACCUGAAUGUCAUGAUUCCAGCUCUGCGUGCCGUCGGGAAUGUGGUGACAGGGACGGACCAGCAGACCCAGGCAGCCAUCAACGCCGGGGUGCUGGCUGUGCUGCCCCGCCUGCUGCGGCACAGCAAGCCGGGGAUCCAGAAGGAAGCAGCCUGGACGCUCAGUAACAUCGCAGCAGGGCCUCCCCAGCAGAUCCAGCAGCUCAUCACCUGUGGGUUACUGCCGCCCUUAGUGGAGCUGCUCGACAAGGGUGACUUCAAGGCUCAGAAGGAGGGGGUGUGGGUCGUGGCCAACAUCACGACUGGAGGAACAGUGGAUCAGGUGGUGGAGCUCGUCCGUUCUGGGGUCCUCAAACCUCUGCUCAACCUGCUCUCAGCCAAGGACAGCAAAACUAUCCUGAUCAUCCUGGACACCAUUUCAAAUCUCUUCCUGGCAGCUGAGAAGCUGGGAGAGACCGAGAAGUUGUGUCUGCUGCUGGAGGAGCUCAACGGUCUGGAGAAAAUUGAGGACUUGCAAAACCACGAGAACAACAUGGUCUACAGAGCUGCCCUGAAGAUCAUCGAGAAGUACUUCUCUGGUGAGGAAGACUCAGACCUGGAGCCUCUGACUGGCCAAGAUGGGCUGUAUGAUUUCUCAGUGGAGAAGCAAGAUUUCAACUUCUGAAGAUGAAAAGCACGACACGACUCUGAGCUGGUGGGUGAAGGUGCUUUGGAAGAGCCCAGACAUCCAGUUCACGAGGAGCAGAGAUACUGAAUCUUCUUUUUACUUCUGAAACUUGUCAAUAAAAGUGCACUUCUGGCUUUGUA